UCUUGUUUGAAAAAAGUUGAAAUCAGUAAAGGAGGUAGCUUGGGCCUCUUUUUUCUCUGCACCCAAACUUCCCCAACGCUUCCUUCCCCGUCUCUCCCUGCAGCCAUGACUUGCCAAUUCUAGAACAAGACCAAACAGUCUCUCCAGCACACUCUCUGCUCUCUAACUUGAAAGUGGAGACGAAUCUAUCAACUCCUUUACAGCUCCACCAUUUGAAUCACAAAAAUUCCCUUCAAUGCCAGCCUUCUCAGUCACCUACAUCUAGUCCAACCCACCUCACCUGAAUACCAAAUGGAGCGGCACCGCAAUCUCCUCAUCAUUCUCACCGUCGUCUCCCUCUCUCUCUUUCUUCUCCUCUGCUCCGCACUAUACCUCUAUUUCCGUCGGAGAUGCGCCAUUAGAAGUAGGAGAAGCUGCGAAGACUCCAUGGAGGGCAAAAGUUUUGAGCUUGUCAAAGUGGAGGCCGAGGAGCUUAUCGUGUUCCCCGGCUGCGAGCAUUUGAGUACGAAGGACAUACUUGAUGCGCCGGGAGAAGUGGUGGGGAAGUCGAGUUAUGGGACUCUGUACCGUGCCACCAUCCGGAUCUCCGACGCCGGCGUAAUGCUUCUUCGGUUCAUCCACCCCACCUGUUCUCGCCGGACUCGCGAUGUUCUUACGGCUAUUCGGUUGAUUGGAUUGAUGCGGCAUCCUAAUCUGGUGCCGCUGAGAGCUCUUUAUGUGGGUCUGCGAGGGGAGAAGCUCUUCAUCUAUCCCUAUUACGCUGCGGGAAAUCUCGCUCAGUUCCUGAAAGAAAUCAGUGCAGCAGGAAGCUCUGAAACCAAGAGAUGGAGAAUCAUAUAUGAAAUAAGCCUGGGAAUUGCCAGAGGACUGGAUCACCUCCACAACUCAUUGCAGAAACCGAUCAUUCAUGGCAAUCUGAAGUCUAAAAACGUGCUCCUCGGCGCCGAUCUUCAACCUCACCUCUCCGAUUUCGGCCUCCACCUCUUUCUGAGCCCUUCUGCGGCGCAAGAGAUCCUCGAGGCAUCUGCGAUUCAGGGAUACAGAGCCCCCGAGCUGAUCAAGAUGAAGGAGGCCAACACCAAAACGGAUAUCUACAGCUUCGGGAUCGUCUUGCUGGAGCUAAUUACUCUCAAGGAUGCGCCGAGUUGCAGACUGUUGGUGUUUGAUAGUAAGAUCUAUGAUACUCUCAGUUCCGAGGUCGUCGACAAUGGCGGAAUGGAUCAGAACUGGAGUACUGAAGCACUUCUUAGGUGCUAUCAACUGGCGAUUUCGUGCUGCUCGCCAUCGCCGGCGCUGAGACCUGACAUUAAGCUUGUGAUCCGAAAGCUGGAGGAGAUUGGGUGUUCGUGAGUGUGAUUAGGGUCUAGGGUUUCUAUUUUAUUGUAUGGCUGGCUGAGUUCUGCAGGAGACCAUGUGGUGGUUGUGUGUGGAGCUGAGUUACAGUUGGAGCAACCAGUUUAACUUCACUAACAAAAAAAUGCCUUUGGUGUCUUCAGUUCAAAUUUGAUCAGUGAUGGGAAUAGUAGAAAGAAAUUUGAUUUCAAUAUUU
Molecule: messenger RNA, 1549 nt
Organism: Phalaenopsis equestris
Lineage: Eukaryota; Viridiplantae; Streptophyta; Magnoliopsida; Asparagales; Orchidaceae
Product: putative kinase-like protein TMKL1
Exons: 2
Coding region: 292-1350 (352 amino acids)
Biological process (GO): protein phosphorylation
Molecular function (GO): protein kinase activity; ATP binding
Source: RefSeq, a predicted model, not a curated record